Messenger RNA from Tripterygium wilfordii, 1852 nucleotides. RefSeq names its product tubby-like F-box protein 8. The coding region runs from base 327 to 1604 and encodes 425 amino acids. The record is from RefSeq and is a predicted model, not a curated record. The transcript is spliced from 5 exons. Lineage: Eukaryota; Viridiplantae; Streptophyta; Magnoliopsida; Celastrales; Celastraceae. Gene Ontology annotation, molecular function: protein binding.
UCGAUAUUUACAAAGUUGUCUACAUUUUCUUUCAGCUUUUUUUGUUUCUGUGCAUUCUUUUGCGGUGCGGUACAGAUCUCUCAGUAUCUGAAGUUUUGUUGUUUGAAAGAGUUCAUGUGAACCAAACACUGUCUCGCUUUGUUGUUUCGGGGACCAGUUUUUGCAUCUUCUAUGCAGAUCUCUGGUGGGUUGUGAUUUUAGCUUGAUCGAGAUUUGAAGGGCUUCGAUUUCUUAGCAGCCAUAUGCGCAUGGUCAUUGGAUAUAAUUUAUCAGAGGAAGACGUAUAUAAUAGCGCUGUUGCUGACUUGCUGUGAUCAACUUGUAAAAUGUCCUUCCGUAGCAUAGUUCGUGAUGUGAGGGAUGGUUUUGGGAGUUUAUCUAGACGGGGUUUUGAAGUGAGGCUGACUGGCCAUCAUAGAGGAAAAUCUCAAGGUUCUUUACAUGACUUGCAUGACCAACCUCUUGUGAUUCAGAACAGUCGUUGGGCUAGUCUACCUCCAGAGCUUCUUUGUGACAUAAUCAAGAGAUUGGAGGACAGUGAGAGCACUUGGCCGGCUAGAAAGCAUGUUGUUGCAUGUGCCGCUGUAUGCCAGUCUUGGAGAACUAUGUGCAAGGAAAUUGUUAAGAAUCCCGAGUUCUGUGGGAAGCUGACUUUCCCAGUGUCCCUAAAGCAGCCUGGGUCACGUGAUGGAACCAUCCAGUGUUUUAUUAAGAGGGAUAAAUCAAAGCUAACAUAUCAUCUUUUCCUUUCUCUCGGCCCUGCAUUGCUGGUUGAAAAUGGGAAAUUCCUUCUCUCCGCGAAAAGAACUCGACGAACUACUUUCACAGAGUAUGUUAUCUCAAUGGAUGCUGACAAUAUCUCAAAAUCAAGCAGCACAUAUAUUGGAAAGUUGAGAUCGAAUUUUCUCGGCACAAAAUUUAUAAUAUAUGACACACAGCCUCCGUACACUGCUGCCAAUGUCCCUCCUCCUGGCAGAUCAAGUCGUAGAUUUUAUUCAAAAAAGGUGUCUCCGAAGGUCCCAACGGGAAGCUACAACAUAGCUCAAAUAAGUUAUGAACUAAAUGUGUUGGGAACCCGUGGCCCGCGAAGAAUGCACUGCCUUAUGCACUCGAUCCCAGUGUCAUCACUUGAUGUAGGUGGCAGUGUCCCUGGGCAACCAGAGCUUCUUCCACGCAGCCUUGAGGACUCAUUCCGGAGUAUCUCAUUCGCCAAGUCUCUUGACCACUCUGUUGAGUUCAGCAGUGCAAGAUUUUCAGAUAUAGUUGGUCCUCCUGAUGAUGAUGAGGAGGGCAAGAUUAGACCCUUGGUUCUCAAAAACAAGCCUCCAAGAUGGCAUGAACAGUUACAGUGUUGGUGCCUCAACUUCAGGGGCCGUGUAACUGUAGCCUCUGUUAAGAAUUUUCAGUUGAUUGCUGCUACACAGCCAGCAGCUGGCGCACCCACUCCAUCUCAGCCAGCCCCUUCAGUCCAUGAUAAGAUCAUUUUGCAAUUUGGUAAAGUUGGCAAAGAUAUGUUCACCAUGGAUUAUCGUUAUCCUUUAUCUGCAUUUCAGGCUUUUGCAAUCUGCUUGAGCAGCUUUGACACCAAAUUGGCUUGUGAAUAAACGAUUAACACUGAUUAACCAAGAGUUGGGUGGGGAAGAAGCUGGAAAAUAAUUAAUGUCAAAUCUUUUUCUUUAUGUCGCCAGCGUCCGACACCAAAUAGGUAGGAAAUUGUUGUGUGUUAUUCUCUGUUGUUUCAGAACUUAAUUGUAAAUGUGGCCCUGAUAACGUGGCUCACAGCAUUGUAAAACUGGAUUCUUUAUCCUUUGUCGCCACUUUCAGUCCAAUUCAUAAUUUCAGGCACCUCUGA